Molecule: messenger RNA, 642 nt
Organism: Gossypium raimondii (Peruvian cotton)
Lineage: Eukaryota; Viridiplantae; Streptophyta; Magnoliopsida; Malvales; Malvaceae
Exons: 2
Coding region: 1-642 (213 amino acids)
Source: RefSeq, a predicted model, not a curated record
AUGCUACCGAAGAAUGGUGGGCUGCAAAAAUAUAGGAUUGUAGCCACCAGAGAGAACGCAUGGGCACCUUCGUCUGGUGUUCUUCCAAGUGGGGUUCCUAUGGGAGAUGAUGCACCUAAUGAGGGAUUUGGUGAUUCAGAUGAACAUAGUAACGAGAAUGAAGGUAUUCCCCCUGAUGAGGUACCAUCAAACCCUUCUCAUGAAAUCCCUAAUCGAAGAAAGCAAACACUUGGGGCUGUACACGGUAAGGGAAAAAAAUCAAGUUCAAGUAGAAAAUCAUCAAGAAAUACAUUAACUACUCAGAUUGAGAAAUUAUGUGAGAGUAUGGCUAGUCCAAGGAAGUCAGUGAAUGAAAUUAUUUUUCCUCACUUUCAAUAUACUAUUUCAAAUGCAAUGGAUGCUUUGCGUGCUUUGGGAGAUGAAAUUCCAAAAAGAGAUGAACUGUACUAUUUUGCCACCAAAAUGUUCCAAAUACCGGUGAAACGAGAAAUGUUUUUGAACUUAGAUCCAGAUGAUAGGGUUUGGUGGCUUCGACGUGAGUAUGCUGAACAAAAUCCAAUUGCAUCAUUUUCAUCCUUGGUAGCAACAUCCUCAUUUCCCUUCCAACCAUACCAUCAACCACCUCCACCAUCAGCUCCUUAG